GGCGGGCCAUGCCCUCGUCGCCCCACGCCGCCCUCCUUCGGGACCUGGUCCUGGGCGUACUGGGCACUGCCGUCUUCCUGCUCGACCUGGGCGCGGAUCUGUGGGCCUUCGUCCAGUACGUGCUCAGCGGCUGCUACCUGUGGGCAGCGCUGGUGCUGGCGCUGCUGCUCCUCGCCUCGGUCGCGCUGCAGUUCUUCAGCUGGGUCUGGCUGCGCGCCGACCCCGCCGACCUGCACAAGUCGCAGCCCUCCGGCCGCUGUCUGGCGCUGCUACAUCUCCUGCAGCUGGGCUACCUGUACAGGUGUGUGAAGGGGCUGCAGCAGGGGCUGUUGGCGUGGCGGCAGGAGGCACCCUCAGAGUUUGAACUGGCCUACGCCGACUUCUUCUCCCUGGACAUCACCAUGCUGCGGCUCUUUGAGACCUUCUUGGAGACAACGCCUCAGCUGACGCUGGUUCUGGCCAUUGUACUGCAGAGCGGGCAGGCUGAGCACUACCAGUGGGUUGGCAUCUGCACAUCCUUCCUGGGUAUCUCGUGGGCGCUGCUUGACUACCACCGGGCCUUGCGCACCUGCCUGCCCUCUAAGCCGCUCCUGGGGCUCCGCUCCUCCGUGAUCUACUUCUUGUGGAACCUGCUGCUGCUGUGGCCCCGAGUCCUAGUCGUGGCCCUGUUCUCAGCCCUCUUCCCCCACUAUGUGGCCCUGCACUUCCUGGGCCUGUGGCUGGUUCUGCUGCUCUGGGUCUGGCUACAGGGCACAGACUUUAUGCCAGGCCACUGCUCUGAGUGGCUAUACCGCGCAACAGUGGCCACCAUCCUCUAUUUCUCCUGGUUCAACGUGGCUGAGGGCCGCACGCGAGGCCGGGCCACCAUUCACCUGGUGUUCCUCCUGAGUGACAGUUGUCUCCUUGUGGCUACCUGGGUGACUCAUAGGAGCUCGCUGCCCAGUGGGAUCCUGAUACAGAUGUUGCUGUCUGCGGGUGCCUCCAGCUUCCUUUUGGGUCUGGUUCUGCGGCUUGUCUACUACCGCUGGCUGCAUCCUAGCUGCCGUUGGGAACCUGACCAGGUGGAUGGGUCCCGGGACCUCCUUUCCCUCGAGUGGUGUCUGCCACCUCAGAACAGGCGCAUGACCCAGUUGGCUCGGAACUUUUUCCCGAAGGCUAAGGAUGACACUGUUUCCUCAGGGAAGGGAGAGAUGAAUGGGGUCCUUUGAGCAAUGUUUGACUCUGCUAGGGGACCGAUAAACAGUGAACUAACUGGUAGAAAGCAGAAGAUAAGCUGUUUAUGGUGCUAUGGGCCUUGAUCCUCUCAACAAGAGCUUGAUGCCUGAUCUGUGCCAGCCACUGGAGACCGGAGUUGAGUAAGACAUAGGCCGGCCUUCCAGGGGUUCACAAUGUGAACAAGAUGAGAAGGGCUGGAUCCUGGAAGGUCAGUGGGCCCCAGUUAUGUACAAGACACUUUGGGAGGAAAGAGGAGACUUCUUUUUUUCUCCCCCACCAAGCAGUAUAACAGCUGGCCCCAAAGCUUCCUAUCCUUGGUAUUUAUACCUCCCUUUUAGCCACCUCUAAAAUAGUUGGUAGAGGAGCUGUUCUACCCUUUGGUUCCCCUCUCCUGGACUAGAAGACCCCAGGACCUCCAGGAUAUCCUUUCUAGAAUUCUUCCUCCUCUGUCGCCACCCCAUUCAGUCAGUUCAUUUAACAGAUGUUAAUUGAGAGCCUCUUCUGUGCCAGGAAUACCAUCCUAGCUUUGGAACCUGGAACAAGGUCAGCUGCCACCCUAGCUUCAUCCCCUACCCUCUCCAUUCCUGGGUAGGAAUAUCAAAUGCUAGAGGACUGAGCCAGGGAUGCUAACUCUGGCUGGUCGCUGGUCCCUGUCAGCACCCAAGGGCCAUAGUACAGAUGAUGCAGCCUCUGCUCCUGCUCGCAAGGGACCGCCUUUCAACCAAGUGCCUUAUGAACCUAUGGUCUGGGCCAUGGUUCAGCCCCACAAGUGUUGUUUUAUUCUUUAGCCAGCGCACCUCCUACCUCAGAGUCCACUUGUGAGGAAAAGAAUGUGCAUGUACGUCUCUGCAGGUGAGAGACAUGUAUGUAUCAUUUUUGUUUAGCAGUAUUAUUAUAUUAUUAUUAAAACCUUAUGAAAUCUUCCAA
Molecule: messenger RNA, 2142 nt
Organism: Loxodonta africana (African savanna elephant)
Lineage: Eukaryota; Metazoa; Chordata; Mammalia; Proboscidea; Elephantidae
Gene: XKR8
Product: XK related 8
Exons: 3
Coding region: 9-1208 (399 amino acids)
Biological process (GO): phosphatidylserine exposure on apoptotic cell surface; apoptotic process involved in development; engulfment of apoptotic cell
Cellular component (GO): plasma membrane
Source: RefSeq, a predicted model, not a curated record